AUGGCGGAGAAAAAAGCCAUUUCCACAGAGGAGGAGAUAGACCAGAUGAACUUUGGUGAGUUAUAUUGGCUCCUACAAGAAGAUGGCACCACUAAGGACGACAUGGUUAAACUGUCAAGUGAGGAGGCGGCAAGGGCAGAAGUGAAGAAGAGGAUCAGAGACAUCCGGGCAGCAGCAGCUACAAGCAGACGUCCUGGUCAGGCUGCAGACAAACUGAGGGAAAUUAAGGAAGCACACAACGCAAAACGACAACGCCUGGCAGACUGCUGCAAGGACAUUACUGCCUACCUUCCCAAACUGGAUGAGCGUGUUAAGGACAAGCUGAAGAUUCAGUUUGGUCGUGAGGUGGAAGACAUCUCAAAAGAUGUACAGAGUCACUUAGACAAGGACGAAUGUCCUAUUCUUGUUGCAGGAGAAACCUCCUCAGGAAAGAGCACCAUCCUGAACCUGCUGCUGGGAGAGGACAUCCUGCCUGUGGCUCAUAGCAGCUCCACCUCCACCAUCUGUGAGGUGAAGUAUGGAGAGAACAGGCGAGCUGUGGUCCAUCUGCGCAAGGCCAACAAGCAAGGGGAAAGGCAUAUAACCAUCCCACUGGACGGCACAGAGCUGAAAAGCUACAUGCAUGUGAAAGGAGCCAGCCGAGACAUCCUUCCUCCAGCUCAGUGGAUUGAGAUCUUUCUGCCUCAUCCUCUUCUUCAAGGAGGAAUAGUUCUAGUGGACAGUCCAGGAGUUGGAGAAAAUGACAAGAUGGACAAAGUUGUUGCUGACUACAUGCCAAAAGCCUUUGCCCUCCUGUACAUCAUCAACAGCUCCAAUGCUGGAGGAGUGCAGCAGGACAGGUUGGGUCGACUUCUUCAACUGUAUAAAAAGAACAAUGCUGAUGACUUUGACCCAGAAUCAGCCAUGUUUGUGUGCAACAAGUGGGACUUUGUGCCUCCAGAGGAGCAAGACGAGCUGAAGACUGAAACACUCAGGAAGCUGUCAGCGAUGUGGGAUGGCCUGGAGGAGUCACAGGUGUUUUUUGUGUCCACAAAAAAGGCUGUGAGAUUUCGAGUGAUUUUCUCUGAAGACUUCUGCAAAGUGCUGGAUGGUCUGGACUUUCUGAUGUCAAAGAGUCUGGACAUCAAACUGGAAACUCAGUACAGGUUGCUGUCUCGACUUUUGAGUGAAGCUCUGGUCCACAUUAAGGUGCAGUUAACUGUUACCCAUCAACAUCUGACUGAGGGGGAUAAAUUUAGAAAAUGUGAUGAGGCAAAACAACAUCUACAAUCAUUUCAAGGGAGCUAUAAACAGAGCACAGAGAAACUAAACAAUGAGUUGAGGGAAAAUGUGGAAACCACAAAGAGUAUCCUGUCUGACCUGGUGAAGAAAGGUGGCCUGAAAAAAGAAGUGAUGGAAGUACAAAAGCUUCAUUUGAGUCUCCCAGAUGGUUCCAUCACUACGAGAGAUCAAGAUCGCGAGUUAGUCAAGAGAGGUGAGGAUUUCUCAAUGCUGAAAGAUCUGUACGAGGCCCUGCCAGGUAUUCUGGCUCAUUAUGACUCAUUUGAAAGGUCUGUUAAACCAAAGGAAAUGUUGGACUCCUUUAAACGGAAAUUGAAAGAGGUAGCUAAUUCGUUGGAGAAAGCCCAGCAGCAUGUAAUGGAAAUCAUCACAGGCAGCUCCUUACCUGUGUCCCGCAUGCAAGUUCGUGACUUUCUGUCCCAACCCAAUGCAUUCAUCAGAGGUUUGAGGAAGACAUUCUUGCUCUGGUCAGGAAGGUUGAGUGCAGCACAUGCAUAUGCAUACGUGAGAAAAUGGAAGGCCAGCAGCAGCACUGUGUCCAUACUCAAGAACUACUGGAAACAAGCACCCGAAGGCACACCCCUGGUAGACCUCCUGAUGCAGGCACUGUCAUCAAAGGAUGAACUGAUCACUGAGCUGGCUGACAGGCAGAUGCAGCCACAGCGAGACUUGAUGGCUCUACUGGAAGAUGACUUCAAAAAGAUGAAGGACAUUAUGGAGCAGACAGUAGACCAGACCUUCAAAGACACCAGAAGCAAUGAAAUAAUCAAGCAAACCUAUGAGCCACAAAGUGAGGGCAUCAACAGCUUCCUGGGCCAGCUGGCAAUGUUCCACCUGACUGAGAUGAGAAAGUAUGAGUAUCCCCUGGACAGCAUCACAGGUUGGACGGAUCCAAGGAACAAGAUAGGAGGCGGAUCCUUUGGUGAAGUGUACCGAGUCCAAGUCCCAUGGAAGGGAGCAGAGACACCAGCAGCACUGAAGCUUGGACUCAUGCCAUAUGACAUCAUAACAGCAGAAACUGCCUGGGACUUCCUGCAGGAGGAGGAAACCAUACGGAGGCUGACGGGGGACCACAUUGUGGAGUACUACGGUACUGCAUUUAAGAGAAUAAAGGCAGGAUUGAGACUUGGACUGGUCAUGGAGCUAUGUGACGGCACACUGGAGAGCAGGAUCAUUGGACAGAAAAACCGUAACCCAGCCUGGUGGGGUUCUUACCCAGAGAAGCAGGCAGCAGCCUUCAGCUACACCAAAGACAAGGCCAUACAGCUGUGUGAGGGACUUAAGCAGAUCCAUGAUGCUGGAUACAUACACAGGGACCUCAAACUCACCAAUAUACUGGUGACAAAGUACGGCACAGUGAAGCUUGCUGAUGUUGGACAGACCAAGCGAGAGGAUAAAAUCACAGGCACCAUAGCCGGAACUGCCAUCUAUGCAGCCCCUGAGGUGAAGGAACAGAAGGUUUACGACAAGAGCGCUGACAUUUACAGUCUGGGCCUCAUCCUGUUUGAAAUGUGGUACGGCAGAACUCUAUAUGGACACCAGGAUAUCACUUACAUCAAACAGAUGGAAGAAGACAGGAAGGAAGGGAAAGACAUCAGGAUGCCACAAUGGCAAGGAACAGUCCCCCCCAUUCCUGAAUGGAACAGGCUGAUCCAGGACUGCCUCAAGAAGGAUCCAAAGGAACGACCAGAAAUACAGGAGUGUCUGGACAGAAUGAAAGCUAUGAAGCUUGAGCAGACCAAAAAAUAG
Messenger RNA from Branchiostoma belcheri (Belcher's lancelet), 3030 nucleotides. Its product is annotated as dual serine/threonine and tyrosine protein kinase-like. The transcript has 12 exons. Lineage: Eukaryota; Metazoa; Chordata; Leptocardii; Amphioxiformes; Branchiostomatidae. Gene Ontology annotation, biological process: protein phosphorylation. The record is from RefSeq and is a predicted model, not a curated record. The coding region runs from base 1 to 3030 and encodes 1009 amino acids. Gene Ontology annotation, molecular function: protein kinase activity; ATP binding.